Guyanagaster necrorhizus is the source of this 1662-nucleotide messenger RNA. RefSeq lists its product as uncharacterized. The transcript is spliced from 3 exons. NCBI's taxonomy places the organism in Eukaryota, Fungi, Basidiomycota, Agaricomycetes, Agaricales, Physalacriaceae. The record is from RefSeq and is a predicted model, not a curated record. Bases 226 to 1515 code for a protein of 429 amino acids.
AACCGCAUGGACCUGGUCGGCCAGCACAUCCGUUGUCUUUCCCUCCCGCCACCACCAAGCACCAUUGUUUUUGGUUCGUUAGGAUUGGCCAUAGUGUGUGAAGACAUAUAAGAACCACAGAUUCUCUUGCAUUGUAUCCACCUUCAAAUCCUCGCUACAAGAGCUCCCCAAGAUUCAAGUUUCCCCAUAGCCACUGCGUCUCUUUAUUCCAUUUUGAAUUUCAGAAUGCCUAAGAGCAGUCGCUUCACGCAAAGCCAGAGCGCCAGGCCCUGCCCGUAUAGCAGGCCGAAAGACGUCACACCUGAGCCUGAGAAGACCAGUGGCUGGACAGGAUCCCCCAAAGAUCUGUACAAAGCGCUCUCUCAAGAAUCUCCCCAGGGAAGAACGUUAUCCCGCCGAUGCGAGAAGUUGAGGAAGAGAUAUUGUCGCGUUGUUGGGCCUGUAGACGAAGAUUAUAAGCCCAUCAUCGACCCCCAGCCUUUCCUCCUUGAACAUCAUCAAACUUCUCGCACGAUUGGGGUCCUCAUCCAGAAGUCGGAAGAGAACCCUAAUAAGACGCUCCUCCUCACCUCAAUCACCUACAAGGAUUUGCUCGAAGUGCAGGAGACAAGCCAGAUCGCCAAUUUUCUGUUCCGGUCCCGACCUAGACCAUUGCGACUUCGCGACGUCACGUCCAUCGAAUUCCAUGAUUGCGAGAUGGACGCCGUUCUCGCGCAUCUGUCGUGCACGCAAUUACGCAGGGCAGUGAUAUCGGGUAACUGUGACUCAUCGAGCGGUAUCGAACCCGUUCUAGCCACAAGCGGUAUCCAUGCCUUGAAGUUCUCUUCAUGCACGAACAUCCCGACUUUCUUGCGAGUCUUGGAUAUGCCUUCCUUGCGUCAUCUGUCGCUCGAAGUUAACGUGGCAAGCUAUGGGAUCCGAGAGAUCCAAAGCCGAGUGACACAAUAUGACUGGCUGCCUUCUCUGGCGGGCCAUCGACUUCAUUCGCUCGUCCUGAGUAAGAUGCCUUCGCACGACCUGUCACUGAUGCAGGUGCUCACAGAGCUGCCUACACUAACCCGGCUUGUCGUACACGAGGCAUCGUAUAAGCUCGAUGGCUACCAAGGAUAUAUGCUGUCAUACAAUCUCUUGCGAGACCUGACACGCACGCCCCGACUGAUUGAUUAUAGUCCAAGAUAUCCCAUGUUGCCAAGGCUCAAGCACCUCGAGCUAGUGUGGACGAGUGAGUAUCAUUCCAGAGAUGGUAAGAGACUUGAGGGCCCGCAUACGGAGGAGAUGUAUCUAGUACGGAACAUGACUGCGUAUGAGGGGUUCGUCACGGAUAUGAUUGAGUCUCGUUGCUUCCGGCCAGAAGGCGAUAAGGGUCGAUCGCUGCAACGUUUGGAAUCUGUCGCGGUUGGGUGUCGGCAGCUCUUUGGGAUUGAUGAAAUGGACAUCAUGACAUCGCCCACUCGUGAAUAUCUGAAUAACUUGCCAGCAAGGUGCCGGGAGAGUGAUCAAGAAUACGAGAUAUAGGACCAUGUAUUGAAGACAAGUAGGACUUUCUAGUGUAUUGUCAGUUACUUGUGGAACAUUCGGUAGAGCAUCAAUAAAAUAGGAACCUCUAACCAGGAAUGAAGGCUUUUAUUCAGUGCCCUGCACGACAAGCUAAGCAGUUGCGCU